Rhododendron vialii is the source of this 3972-nucleotide messenger RNA. RefSeq names its product disease resistance protein At4g27190-like. The coding region runs from base 466 to 3972 and encodes 1168 amino acids. Gene Ontology annotation, molecular function: protein binding; ADP binding. Lineage: Eukaryota; Viridiplantae; Streptophyta; Magnoliopsida; Ericales; Ericaceae. The transcript has 4 exons. The record is from RefSeq and is a predicted model, not a curated record. Gene Ontology annotation, biological process: signal transduction.
AGCUCUACCAUUCCUGUGGUUGCCAAAUUUGACUCGAGACGAUUCCUCCUCCAUCCUUCUCGUUUCCUUCCUUCCAAAUAUGUGUGCCUAAUUUGAUUCGAGAAGAUUCCUCCUUCCUUCUCGUUUCCUUCCUUCCAAUUGCUUUCUCUCUCUUUCUUUAUAUCGAUCUCUUCCUCUUUCCCAAUUGCUCCACACCAUACUACAUACUGUUGAAGUUUUUAUGAGAAUUUUGAGAGCUUAAUUUACGUGAUUUCUGAAUGAUACGAAACCGUUCAGUUCGCAGGAUCGGUAGAGAAGAACAUGUCUAUAGUUAAUUAGUACAAACAUAACAAAAUCGACGAUCUUGGUCGUCAUUAACUGCAUCGAUCUGUUGCUAUUUCGCGACCAAGGUUGGUCAAGAAGAACAUGUCUAUCUGAAAAAAAACAUGCUGAUCGGAUGUCGUAGCUCAAUCUCUGAGUUCUACGAUGGCUUCCUCUUCGAAUUCUGAAUUCAAACGUAGUUAUGACAUUUCCUUGAGCAUUAGGGGGGGCUUAGACACCCGUACACAAUUCACCGAAUUCAAAUGUAGUUAUGACAUUUUCUUGAGCUUUAGGGGCUUAGACACCCGUACAAAAUUCACUGAUCACCUCUACGAGGCUUUGAAGCGAGAGGGGUUUGAAACAUUUAGGGACAAUGAAGGGAUUGAGAGGGGUGAGAACAUCUACUCUGAGUUGCAGAAAGCAAUUUGGAACUCCAGCAUGUCGGUGAUCGUGUUAUCGAAAACAUAUGCCACUUCGAAAUCGUGCCUGUUUGAAAUCCAGACGAUUCUCGAACACCGUAAGAAGAAUGCAGAUCAUGUUAUUUUGCCCGUGUUCUAUGAGGUGGAGCCGUUGGAAAUUAGGGAGCAAGCAAAAAAAUUGGAUUUCGGAGAAAAGAAAGUGACGGUUGAGGAAGUGGAGGGAUGGAGUGCGGCGCUUAAGGAGGUUUCGAGUAUGGGAGGGAUGGUUUACGGAAAUCAAUCUAACAGGUCUGAAGUCAAGUUCAUUGAGGAAAUUAUUGGUGUACUCAAAGUCAAGCAAGCUGACAAGCACCUGAGGGAUCUUGACGAAAACAUGCAAAAUCUCAAGAGAAAGGUAGAGUACUUGAGCGGUCAAGAGAAUGACAUAAAUUCACAAAUUAGCAAUGCGGAGCGUCGGCCAGGGAAAAGACCAAAGAAAGAAGUUGAAGUUUGGCUCAAAAAUGUGCAACAGUUUAAAGACAGCGCGCAAAGGCUUGAGCAAGAAGUAGUUGAAGAAACAACGAAUGUCUCCUUGCGUAUGCAGUUGGGAAAGGAUAUCGCCAAGAAGAUUCUAGAGGUGCAAGAACUCCAGAAAAAGGGCAGUGAUUUUAAUAGUUUGAUGAUUGAUGAAGAUACAACUGGGAGACUGUUGCAACCACUAACGGAAGAUUUUGUUAAAUGCACAAAGGCAAGGAACACAGAGAACAUUUGGGAAUGCGUGACGAAUGAUGAUGUUACAAGGAUUGGUGUUUAUGGAAUGGGGGGCAUUGGCAAAACAACCAUCAUGAAGCACAUUCACAAUCAGCUCCUAGAAGAAAAAGACAAGUUUGAUAAUGUGUAUUGGGUCACUGUAUCUAAAGCAUUCGAUAUUACAAAGCUACAGAGCGACAUAGCUAAGGCUCUAGAUCUUCCUCUUAGGGAGGAUGAGGAAGUGACAAAAAGAGCUACAAAAUUACAUGCAGUGCUCGACCGACUAAAAAGGUACAUCCUUAUCUUAGAUGAUGUAUGGGAGCCAUUUGAUCUGGACAGCGUGGGUAUUCCAGAACCGAAGAGAUCUAACGGGUGUAAACUUGUGCUAACUACACGAUCAUCAGAAGUGUGUAGAAGGAUGAAGUGUACACCGGUAAGAAUGGGUCUUUUCACAGAGGACGAAACACUGACUCUAUUUCUUACCAAGGCCAUUGGACAUGACACGGUGCUUGCUCCAGAAGUGGAAGAAAUCGCAGCCAAAAUUGCCAAAGAAUGUGCUCGUCUUCCGCUUGCAGUUGUUACAGUAACUGGAAGUUUGAGGGGCUUGGAAGGAAUCCAUGAGUGGAGAAAUGCAUUAAAUGAAUUGAUUAGAUCAACGAAAGAAGCCAACAAUGGUAAAACUAAGGUUUUCGAGAUACUGAAAUUUAGUUAUGAUCGCCUAGGAAGUAAGGUGCUCCAGGAUUGUUUCUUAUAUUGUUCCUUGUAUCCUCAAGACCGUUUCAUCCCUGUAAAUGAGCUGAUAGAGUAUUGGAUUGCGGAGGAAUUAAUCGCUGAUAUGGACAGUGUAGAAGAACAGUUUGACAAGGGUCACGCUAUAUUGGGAAAACUAAAGAGUAGCUGCUUAUUGGAGAGUGUUGCUGACAUACAAAAAAUGAUGGAAUACGUUAAGCUGCAUGAUUCGAUCAGAGAUAUGGCUCUUAGAAUAACAGCAAGUAGUCCUCGAUUCUUGGUAAAUGCUGGUGAGACAAAAAAAAGGGUACCAUGUGAACACUGGUCUAAGGAUCUUGAGAGGAUUUCCUUCAUGUAUAGUUUGAUAAUUAAACUUCCAAUUGCACCACCUGUCUGCCCUCGGCUUACCACCUUACUUUUGAACGGCGCAUAUUCCAACGGGUUAGAAGGGAUUCCAGAUUCUUUCUUCACCAAUAUGCCUUGUCUUGAGGUAUUGGAUUUGUCCCGGAGCAAAAUAACGUCGCUGCCAGAGUCCAUCUCCAACUUGGAGAAUUUGCAUGCAUUAAAAUUGAAUGACUGUAGCCACUUAAAGUAUGUGCCGUCACUGAAGAAACUGAAGGCUCUGAAAAUGUUUAUACUGACUUGUAGCCAAAUUGAAGAAUUACCGGAAGGUAUAGAAAAAUUGGUAAAUCUAAGAAAACUCAACCUCUCAAGUAAUUUUUCAAUACGAAAGACGGUUCAUCGCUGGAUGUUACACAGGCUCUCAAAACUCCAAUACCUUAGAAUUGAUGGGACAGGAAUAGAAUUGUCAGCAGAAGAUCUCUUGUGCUUCAGUCAAUUAAAAGUUGUCGCUGUCAAGUUUCACAAUGUACAGGAGCUUAUCAGGUAUGCGAUGUCUCAACAGUUCCAAGGGUUGCAGAAGUACGGUCUUAUAGUGGGAAAAUAUUGUUGGUGCAAAUCAAAUCUAGGAAAAGAGGUUUGGAUCUGUGACAUAUCUAAACAUUUUGGAAGUAUGACAGAUCUGCCAAUGCUCCCAGCAGGGAUAGAGUCCUUUGUGCUUGAUGGAUUUCACGAUCUCGUUAGCUUAUCAAAUAUUCCAUGGUUGAAAGAUGCCAAAGAUUUACGUAAAUGUAAAGUCAAAUGUUGUAACAGGUUAGAAUCCAUCUUUUCUUCAUCAAGCUUUUCAGAAGAUGGCCAAAUCUCUCUGGGAACCGUCGAGUCAUUUUGUUUGUCAAAUUUACCCAGACUUAGGGUACUCUUAGAUGGGAUUGCCCCACCACACAACAUUUACUUCAACCUAAAAGAAUUGGACUUCAGUAGAUGUCACGCUUUGAAGAAUAUCUUUCCUGUCCAGUUAUUGCAGAACUUCCCAAACCUCGAGAGACUUUCCGUGAUGUUAUGUAAGAAUGUGGAGGAUAUGAUAGUCGAAAUCGCAGAGAUGAGUGAUUGGGGCAAUCAUCAAGAUUACAGCAACUCAAUCAGUCUCCCAAAACUCAAGAUCUUAGAACUAAGUGACAUACCAAGACUGAAGAGCAUAUAUAAUGGCGUGAUGGUUUGUCCAUCUAUAGAAGAAGUUCAGAUACGCGAUUGCAACCUGGUAAGCAGACUGCCUAUUUCGCUGCAUAUGGAUGGCGAGCAAGCAACAGCACCACCUGCUCUCAAGUUCAUUGCGGGAAAAGAAGAAUGGUGGGAGUCUCUGGAAUGGGAUGAUCCCCUCGCCAAAACAAUUCUUCAGCCUUAUUUUAUGUCAGGUAUAUAUCAUCACUAUGUCGUGUCUGAUUUGAAAUAUGGGUAG